Messenger RNA from Lolium perenne, 2142 nucleotides. Its product is annotated as mediator of RNA polymerase II transcription subunit 13-like. Gene Ontology annotation, cellular component: mediator complex. Lineage: Eukaryota; Viridiplantae; Streptophyta; Magnoliopsida; Poales; Poaceae. The record is from RefSeq and is a predicted model, not a curated record. Gene Ontology annotation, molecular function: transcription coactivator activity. Gene Ontology annotation, biological process: positive regulation of transcription by RNA polymerase II.
AUCUUCUUCCCAUCUUCUCCACCAGACCACGACUGCUCACUCGUCUUUCUCGGUCACGCGCCGCCGCAGCCCCGACCACACGCACCGCCGCACGAUGCAGCCCAGCCUCCCUCGUGCAGCAGCAGCGCCCGGGGCCAUCGGAGGAGCCCCGCACCGCCAUGGAUCCCAGGCAGCAGGGCUUCCUCGACGGCGCCGUCGCCUCCCCACCGGCCGCGCGGAUUCCGUGCACCGGCUGAUGCCUCAGCGAGAUGAGCGCGGGGGACGGGAACUGCGGACGACGGCAUCUACCGCUCCGGCUUCCCGGCCAUGGCCGCUGCCACCAGCGCCGUGACCAGUGGCGGCCAAGCAAAAUCCCAGAUUUAUGUGCUCAGGAUGACAGGAAGUAUGCCUUUGAGCCGCUUUUCAUUCUGGCAGAGCCUGGGUCUGUUGAUUGUAACGAUAUGGAAUCUUCAAGGUCUGGAGUUGAUGCAAGUAGCAGCAGGGUUUACAGCUCCAUUUCAGGUGGCACUGAUAGUGGAGCUAGCCCGCUACUUGAAGGGUCUGAGAAUGACGGUGCUACAAGUCUUCAUUGCUGUUAUGGCUGGACCGAGGACUGGCGAUGGUUAGUAUGCAUCUGGACAGAUUCUAGAGGAGAGUUAUUAGACAGCUUAAUAUUUCCUUUUGGUGGUAUUAGUAGCCGCCAAAACACUAAAGUUCUCCAAAGCCUUUUCAUUCAAAUUCUGCAGCAAGCUUGUCAAAUAAUGUCGUCUUCACCAGAGGCAAGCAAUACGAGACCAAGAGAUGUAACAAUAACCCGUAUUGGAGGUUUCCUCGAACUUGAAAUCCAGGAGUGGCAAAAAGCAAUAUACUCUUUCGGUGGCAAUGAGGUAGAAAAGUGGCCUGUUCAUCUACGGCGAUCUAUACCUGAUGGCAUUCCAUCGAAUUCUAAUGGACCAACACUCCAGCAACAAGAUAUAGGCUUAAUCCAGGACAGAAACAUGCCUUCCUCACCAAAUACGUUGUACAACCCUCAUUCAAAAUCUAGCUUCACGAAAGGGCAACCAGGCAGCAAAAAACAGAUCCUAGUGGAGCAAACUGGAAUGGAUAAUUCAAGGGGGUCGUUGCACUUGGUUCGUAGCAUCAGUUUAGUUGCAGUUUCCGAAGAUAAUUCAUUGCAUCUUGCCUGCCAAGCGGAUCUGUUGGCCAGACCUGCUCCUGGUGAUGGAAUUCAAAGCAGCAAUCAGCCUUCUAGUUACUUGGAAGGGUUCUCCCCAGUCAAGUCCAUCGGGUCAAUGUCUGCAUCGUAUCUUCUGGUUCCGUCACCAAGCAUGCGAUACCUUUCUCCUGCGACGUUACAGCUUCCAAUGUGCCUCACAUCAGAGUCCCCACCACUCGCCCACCUAUUGCACAGCCAAGGGACAGCGACUCCCUUGGCAAUGGGUUACGUCGUCUCCAAAGCCGUCCCACCAGUUAGAAAGAACUCUGCGCAACUCACCAAAGAGGACAGACACUCUGUUCUCUCUGUCAGCAUCGUGGACUAUUAUGGAGGCAGCAGCGCCACCGUUCAAGACAAGAUGAGCAGAGGCAGCAAGCAGGCGAGGAACAUGGCUCAUGAGAUGUCAGCCCGUGAUUAUGAGACGGAUAUGCAUAAUGUGCUGGAAUCUGUAGCUGCUGAGCUCCACGCGCUUUCGUGGAUGACGGUGAGCCCGGUGUAUGCGGAACGGCGCAGCGCCCUGCCCUUCCACUGCGACAUGGUCCUGAGGCUGAGGAGACUCCUCCAUUACGCCGACCGACAUCUCUCUCAGUCUCAACCAACAGUAAAAGGAGAGACCUAGCUUAGAGAGGCAUGAACUAAUUCUUCACAUGACAAGAUUUUAGCUGUUCUUACACAGGAAGAGAAAAAACAAGGGUAGAUCGAUGUAACGGCUUGAACCUCCGUGCCUGACCGUGUGUAUGUAUGUAGGUAGAUAGGUAGGUGGAGGGCAUGUUGUUGAGCUCUCUAGCCCGAUUUUAGCAACUUGGGGUUGAGGUUGUAAGUAAGCGUGCACCGAUGCCUCUCGCUGUGUUAGUUGUAAUAACAUUGCAGAACUGUUUUUUCAAUCAGAUGCUAUGUCUUUCUGUAUACCAGGAACUAGCACAUAUCAAAACAGCCGUGUUUCUUUC